Messenger RNA from Hibiscus syriacus, 3717 nucleotides. Its product is annotated as protein NLP2-like. Gene Ontology annotation, molecular function: protein binding; DNA-binding transcription factor activity. NCBI's taxonomy places the organism in Eukaryota, Viridiplantae, Streptophyta, Magnoliopsida, Malvales, Malvaceae. The record is from RefSeq and is a predicted model, not a curated record.
GAAGGAAAACAAAAGGAAGUGUCAUUGAACCAACAGGGACACAUGAUUGUUCUAGAUUUUGAUUCUGCUUCACUCAAGGUCUUUUUUCAGUACACAGACAAAGAGACCCAAAGUACCAAUCUGGGUUUUUUCCUCAUAGAUUCUUCCUGAAGUGAGUCCCUUUCCUUUCAUUUUUCACCUUUUUUAGUUAACAGUUCGGUUUGGAAUUUGUAUGCAAAAAAUGGGGUUUUCUUGAGGGGAAAUUUAGACUUAUUGAAAGUACAAAUUCAAAGCACGAUGAUCGUGAUUAUUUUGUAUAUGAAAGCUGAUGUUUGACAUGUGGGGAUCAAUUGUUUAUAGUCAACUGAUGUUUUGAGUUGUUUAAAAGUAGGAAAUACAAUCCAGGAUUAUAUAUAUAUAUAUAGAUAUAGUAUUUUCAGUGUUUGAUUAACUGUGGAUGAAAAACUAUGGAGGGUUUCUUCCUUCUGAAAUGCAUUUCUGAUUGCAGUUCAUGAAUCCAAACAAACUUUUUGCUGACGAUGUUUCUGCACCUCGGACAGAUUGGGAUUUUCGAUACCGGCGGAAGGAACUUUUCCUGGAAAUUCCUCUUUUUGUUUUUCAUCUUUACUCUGCUUUUGUGUUUCGGGUCAUGAUAGUGUUUAUGAUUCGAAUCUAAUAUACAUAUAGGCUCCGUUAGAAGCGAAUUUGUACAUGGAAGGCGAUGGCGAUGCCGGUCCCGGCGGGUAUACGCCGAAUUCUACGUAUUUGGAUGCUGCCAUGGAUUUGGAUUUUAUGGAUGAACUCUUGUUUGAAGGAUGCUGGUUGGAGACUAAUGAUGGUUUCAACUAUAUGCAGCCUGGUCCUUCGACUUCUAAUGGUCUUAUUGAGCGUGAUACAGUUCCUUUUAGUGUAAACUCGCAUCAAACGUAUCACGGAGAGUCGGAAACACCGGUUUCUCCCCGUUGUUAUAUGACAAUUGAGGACAUUUCUGGAAGUCAAUCACCAAACGGGACGGCUGAUGGAAAUGCUUCAUCAUUGUCACAACCUGGAAGUUUUAUAGUUCAAGGCACUGAGUUAGGCAGUAGAUGGUGGAUAGGGCCGAGCACGGAAUCCGGUUCGUCAUCUUCCGUGAAAGAGAGGCUAAUGCAGGCUAUUGCAUAUUUGAAGGAAUCUACAGAAGAUAGGGAUGUCCUUAUCCAAAUCUGGGUGCAUAAAAGAGAAGGCAAACAUGUUCUUACAACCGAAGGCCAGCCAUAUUCUCUCAAUACGAAUUGCAGGAGUCUCAAAAUCUUUAGAGAUGUCUCCAAAUCCUAUAACUUCCCAGCCGAGGAGGAUUCGAAGGAAUCAGUCGGGUUGCCUGGCCGUGUAUUUUUGGGGAAGUUGCCUGAGUGGACACCCGAUGUUCGUUUCUUCAAAAGCGAUGAAUAUCCUCGUAUUAGUUUUGCUCGGGAGUACAAUGUUGGGGGAUCUCUUGCUCUUCCUGUUUUCGAACGAGCCACGGGAACUUGCUUGGGUGUUGUCGAGCUCGUCACGACUACUCAAAAGAUCAAUUACCGUCCCGAGCUUGAGCAUGUCUGCAAAGCUCUUGAGGCUGUCGAUCUAAGGAGCUCUCCGAGCUUCACUCCUCCUAAUGUUGAGGUUUGCAACGAGUUGUACCAAGCUGCAUUGCCCGAGCUAGCCGAGGUUCUAAGAUCUGUCUGCAAGACAUAUAAACUUCCUUUGGCUCUGUCAUGGGCUCCAUGCCUUAGUCAAGGUAAAAACGGAUGCCGCCACUCUGACGAGAACUUUUAUCAUUGUGUCUCCACUGUGGACGCUGCUUGCUUCGUUGCCGAUACAGACUUUUCGGAUUUCCUUGAGGCGUGCUCGGAGCACCACCUGUUCAGAGGCCAAGGUGUAGUUGGCAGAGCAUUCACUACGAACAAACAAUGCUUUGCAACUGAUAUAACGGUCUUCAGUAAGACAAAUUAUCCCCUCUCUCACCAUGCUAGGAUGUUCGGAUUACGCGGCGCUGUAGCUAUCCCGCUACAAAGCAUUUUUACUCGAUCGGUUGAAUUUGUUUUGGAGUUAUUCUUACCGAAAGAUUGCCUUGACAGUGAAGCACAAAAGCAGAUGCUGAACUCAUUGUCCAGUUUUAUGCAGCAGGCUUGCCAGAGUUUGCAUGUAGUUGUGGACAAGGAGCUUGUGGAAGAAGUGAUACUGCCAGUUAAAGAAGUCACCGUGUUAGACGGGAGAUCAGACAAAGAAAUUAUUCAAUAUAAGGUUUCUUCUCUGAAAGAGAACUCUCCGGAAGAAUCAUCAUGGAUUGCUCACAUGAUGGAGGCCCAACAGAAGGGUAAAGGCGUUUCCGUCUCAUGGGAAUAUCAAAAGGAAGAACCGAAAGAAGAGUUCAAGGUGACAACCCAUUGGGAAGACACUAAACUAGAGUUGCACAAUAAGGAGAUACUUUCGGAUUUCCAGCAGCUUCAUCAAAACGCUGAAACCAAAUCUAGCGUUGAGGGAGGUGGCGGUGACUCCGUUGCUUCUGGCGGUCGUUACAUUUCGGCAGGUACAAGAGCCGGUGAGAAGAGACGAACCAAGAUGGAAAAGACAAUCAGCUUGGAGGUUCUUCGGCAGUACUUUGCUGGGAGUCUUAAAGAUGCUGCUAAGAGUAUUGGUGUGUGUCCUACUACUUUGAAAAGGAUAUGCAGGCAACAUGGGAUCACUCGAUGGCCUUCUCGGAAAAUUAAGAAGGUAGGCCAUUCUUUGAAGAAACUACAACUCGUCAUCGAUUCAGUCCAGGGUGCUGAGGGUGCCAUUAAAAUUGGAUCAUUCUAUUCGAGCUUCCCUGAACUUAGCUCGCCAAAUCUUUCUGGCAAUGGCCCUUCUUCGUCAUUCAAGAUCAGUAACCGUUUAAAGCCAUCUGAACCUCUACAAGGAGUCGCUGCUCCAACUCCACCUUCUUCAUGUAGCCAGAGCUCUGGUUCAACUACCUGUCUCUCCACGGGAGCAAAACAGCAUAAGAGUACUGAUGCCUUAUGUAAUGCAGAUGGGUUGAUGGUGGAAGACCCUGGUGUAGUGAUGAAGAGAGCUCAGAGUCAUGUUGAAUUGCACUUGUUAAAUCAAGAGGAGCCUAAGCUGCUUGCAAGAUCCCAAAGCCAUAGAACAUUCAACGAACUUCCAACCUUCGAGACUCUGCCACCCUUGCCGAAAAGCAGUGUCCAGAAUUUACGAGGGGGUGCCUUUAGAGUUAAAGCAACGUUCGGAGAAGUUAAGAUACGGUUCAGAUUGCAACCGAUUUGGGGUUUUAAAGAAUUGCAAGAGAUUGUGAAGCGAUUUGGUAUCAAAGAUUUGAGCAGAAUGGACCUCAAGUACCUGGAUGAUGACAGCGAAUGGGUUCUUUUGACAUGCGAUGCUGACCUUGAGGAGUGUAUAGACAUACACAAAUCAUCUCAAAGUCACACCAUUAAAAUCUCCCUUCAUCAAGCUUCUCAUCCGAAUCUUGGAAGUUCAUUCGGUAGCAGUGCGCCAUAUAACACCAGGGGUCACCGUCAGCUCCCUUCAAGGUUCCGGUGCAAGUAAUUUGAUGGUCGUAGCGAUUUGUUGAGGAUUUCUCUCUUAUAUCAUUUGUAACAAACAGUUACGCAGUCCAAUUACUUAUUAGAGGGAAUCGGGACACAUGAAUUUUAGACUCUGCAACAAGAGCAUGUAAAUUAGGUUGAAGUCAAUAACGUUGACCGAGGAUUGUGCUUGUUAUGUUUA